AACCACGAGGCCACUGCCCUAGCCAUGCGUGCCUCUGCCUCAGCCUCCAUCUUCUCCAGAGCAUCUAUGAUGUGGCUGGAUGACCUUCUAGAGGACGAUAACCCUGAUCCUGUCGCCUUCAAAAGAGCACUAUUGAAGUUACGUAAGACAGCAGCCUUUGUGGCCGAUGCCACUUUGGAUGCCACCCAAUUAGGGGCACGAGCCAUGACGACUCAAAUAGUCGCUCGUCGCACCCUCUGGCUUCGCCACUGGCAAGCUGAUUCAGCGGCUAGAUUGAACCUGUCCAAGGCUCCUUACUCCGGAUCUCUACUCUUCGGUGAGGAAGCUCUAAAGGCAGUUCUGGUUGAUCCAAAAGACGCCCACAAACCGGUUCUAGCCACAAUCAAGAACAUCGACCACAGGCCCCUCAGGCGAUUUCCCUCCUUUCGUUCUAACCAGCCCUUUCGAGGAACGCGACCAGGAGGACGAGGCCGCGAUUUCAGACCCUAUGAUUCCAACGCAUUCAGGGGCUCCUGGAACCGACGCCCCCAGGGCAGAGACCUACGGCUGGCUGGUCAACUUCGACAAAAGCCAUCUCCAACCAACCCAACGCCUACUACAUCUUGGGGCAAUGUUGGACACCCUGCAGGCAAUGGUCUUCCUGUCUCCAGAUCGCAUCACUGCCAUCACAAGCAUCGCAAGGUCCCUGAUGCAACAAACAUCCGCAGACGUCAUGCUUCUCGCCAGAGCGCUCGGGAUGUUUAUCUCCACAAUCCACAUUGUACCCUGGGCUCGAGCUCACACUCGGCCCCUUCAGUGGACUCUGUUGCCUUUUCAAAAAGACAUUGCCAGCUCCAACCAUCGCAAAGUUCGUUUGAGCCCCGCUCUGCGCCUCUCCUUCCGCUGGUGGACCAAGGUUCAACACGUCUCCAAGGGCACGUCGUUCAGAGAACCCCGCAGAACCGUCGUGACCACAGACGCCAGCCUCAUAGGUUGGGGAGCCCACUGCAACUCCCAGUAUGUUCAGGGGGUUUGGCCCAACGCAGAGCGAGCUCGAAGCAUCAACUGGCUGGAACUAAAGGCUGUCCACUUGGCUCUAUGUCAUUUUCAGUCUCUGUUCCCUUUGCAUCAUGUGCUCAUUCGAACAGACAACACGUGUGUAAAAUCACAUUUGAACAGACAAGGGGGCACCAGGUCUCGUCCUCUGCAGGACUUAGCCUCCCUCAUCUUUGUCUGGGCAGAACAACAUCUACAAUCCCUGAAAGCAGAGCACCUCAAAGGGAUUUUGAAUGUGACAGCAGACUGGCUCAGCAGACAACAGGUCUUCCCGGGAGAAUGGAAACUUCAUCCAGCCAUUUUCCAUCGUCUCCAGUGUCGGUUCGGCGCCCUCUCAGUCGACCUGUUUGCUUCCAGUCACAAUUGCCAGCUUCCCAGAUACUUUGCCCGAUACCUGGACUCAACAGCAGAAGCAGUGGAUGCUCUGACAACACCGUGGCCAGACGGUCUAUUGUACGCCUUUCCUCCCAUACCAUUGUUAGCCAAAACCUUGAGGAAGGCGCGAACCGAAAGGGCACAGCUGGUUCUGAUAGCACCAUUUUGGCCACGCCGUCCGUGGUUCUCAGAUCUUCUGGCAAUGUCAAUGAUGGACCCUUGGACACUUCCAGUAACGCCAGACCUCUUAUCCCAGGGUCCAGUACUGCACCAGGACCCUACUUGGCUCAAUCUAACAGCGUGGCGUUUGAACGGAGACACUUGAGGUCAGCUGGACUGAUGUAG
Messenger RNA from Rhineura floridana, 1755 nucleotides. RefSeq lists its product as uncharacterized. Bases 25 to 1755 code for a protein of 576 amino acids. NCBI's taxonomy places the organism in Eukaryota, Metazoa, Chordata, Lepidosauria, Squamata, Rhineuridae. The transcript is spliced from 3 exons. The record is from RefSeq and is a predicted model, not a curated record.